Messenger RNA from Harpia harpyja (harpy eagle), 5182 nucleotides. RefSeq names its product MAGUK p55 scaffold protein 3 (gene MPP3). The record is from RefSeq and is a predicted model, not a curated record. Gene Ontology annotation, molecular function: protein binding. Gene Ontology annotation, cellular component: plasma membrane; cell-cell junction. The coding region runs from base 215 to 1978 and encodes 587 amino acids. Lineage: Eukaryota; Metazoa; Chordata; Aves; Accipitriformes; Accipitridae. The transcript has 19 exons.
CGAGGUUUUCUCCGUGCCUCGCUUAGCCAUCACAGCAGUAGCUCUUUUAGCGCUAAAGUGGGUAGAGGACCCAGCGAAAGACUAGUUCUGUCACAUUUGGAUGGGUUUUGUACACAAAAGCAAGGACUGCCUCUGAAUCACAGUCCAGAAAGAAGAAACUAUCAUCGUGUUGAUUUAAGUUGAACAUUUGUCUCUUAGGAUUAAGAACAAAGCCAUGCCAGUGCUUUCGGAAGACUCGGGAUUGCAUGAAACUUUGGCCCUUUUGACAUCUCAGUUAAGACCUGAUUCAAAUCAUAAAGAGGAAAUGGGAUUCCUUAGGGAUGUCUUCAGUGAAAAGAGUCUCAGCUACCUGAUGAAGAUUCAUGAAAAACUCCGUCAUUAUGAAAGGCAAAGUCCAACUCCUGUUUUACAUAGUGCAGCAGGAUUAGUUGAAGAUGUAAUAGAAGAAUUGCAGACCACACCAGUGAAUAAUGAAGAAAAAGAGCUACUUCAGCUGUUGUCAACACCACAUCUCAGGGCAAUGCUUGUAGUACAUGACACGGUAGCACAGAAGAACUUUGACCCAGUUCUUCCACCUCUACCUGAUAACUUUGAUGAUGAUUUUGAUGAGGAAUCAGUGAAAAUUGUUCGGCUAGUGAAAAAUAAAGAACCCUUGGGAGCUACCAUCAGAAGAGAUGAACAUACAGGAGCUGUGAUUGUAGCAAGGAUCAUGAGAGGUGGUGCAGCUGAUCGCAGUGGUCUUGUCCAUGUUGGAGAUGAACUAAGAGAAGUCAAUGGUAUUACCGUGCUUCACAAACGACCAGAAGAAAUAAGUCAGAUUUUGGCUCAGUCUCAGGGAUCAAUAACAUUAAAAAUAAUUCCAGCCAUCAAAGAAGAAGAUCGUCUAAAAGACAGCAAGGUGUUUAUGAGGGCGCUUUUCUGCUAUAAUCCCAAAGAAGACAGAGCCAUUCCUUGCCAGGAGGCUGGGCUGCCAUUUAAGAGACGACACGUCCUCGAAGUUGUAAGCCAAGAUGAUCCCACAUGGUGGCAAGCAAAGCGUGUUGGAGAUACCAACCUCAGAGCAGGCUUGAUCCCCUCAAAACAGUUCCAAGAAAGACGAUUGACUUACAGAAGAACAGUAGGCACUCUGCAGAAUCCCAGAACUAUGAAGAAACCAUUAUAUGAUCAGUCUUCUGAUAAAGAAGACUGUGACUGUGAAGGAUAUUUCAACGGACAGUACAUAGCUGGCUUACGCAGGAGCUUUAGAUUAAGUCGUAAAGAGAAGGAGAACAAUAUGAGUGAAGGAAAGCAAACAGAGCAGGCAGACACAGCAGAGUUCCUAACGUAUGAAGAAGUCACGAAAUAUCAGCAGCAGCCUGGUGAACAGCAGAGGCUGGUGGUUUUGAUUGGUUGUUUGGGGGCCAAAUUAAGUGAGCUCAAGCAGAAGGUUGUGUCAGAGAACCCACAGGAGUAUGGUGUUGCAGUUCCGCAUACAACCAGGUCAAGGAAAAGUCAUGAGAAGGAGGGAGUAGAAUACAACUUUGUCUCUAAGCAAUCAUUUGAGACAGAUGUGCAGCAAAACAAAUUUGUGGAACAUGGAGAAUACAAAGAAAAUCUGUACGGUACAAGUCUUGAGGCAAUCCGGUCCGUGAUGGCCAAAAAGAAGGUUUGUUUGGUGGAUGUGGUACCUGAAGCAGUAAAGCACUUGAGGACUCCUGAGUUUAAGCCUUAUGUUAUCUUUGUGAAGCCUCUCAUUCCAGAAAAGAAAAAACAUGUCCUAAAAUCUCCCAUGUCAGAAGAAAUCUCAGCCACUCUUCAGGAUGAAGAACAGCAGGAAAUUAUUAAUUCAGCAGCAUUCAUUGAAGAGCAGUAUGGCCAUUUAAUUGACACUGUACUAGUGAAAGAAGAUCUCCAGAGUGCAUGUAAUCAGCUGAAAACUGUGUUAGAGAAACUAAACAAGGAUUCAUUUUGGGUGCCAGUCAACUGGGUUAGGUCAUAACUUGUUAUCAUCUGUUUAAGGGAAAGAUUGUAUAAAAAUGUCUUGUAAAUACGUGGAUUAGAAAAGGGAAACAUGUCAAAUUCACUUCAAAACUGCUGGUCUAUCCAAAGGGAAAUACAUAAAGACUGUAUGAGAAAAACAAAGUCAGAAGCUGACACUGCCUUCCUGAAUCAAAAUAUUGAAUAGCAGCUGUCAUUUAAUAGUGAAUACUCAGACUAAACAGACCAGUAAAAGAUUGGAGUGACUUUCAGAGUGUAAAUAGUGCAUAUUGUACAGUAAAGUUUCACAGAGGGUCCCACACUUCUAAAGCACUUAAGUAGUGCUAGGACACUAAGCAACUGGAAUUUUCAUCCUUUGGCCACAGAUUUUGUGGCUAGAGUUAAGGCAGCUGAACAAGAUACUUUUCAAGAACCAGUAUGCCUACAGAACAAGCUAUUUCAGCUAGGUGGGAGGGCUUUCCUUUGGACAAAACACGUUCCCCUUCAUUAGGGAUCAUUAGCUGCAAAUGCUUUCCAAUUAGGCACUAAAACUAGGCCAGUUAUAUAAAUUGUAGAUAUUUUAGUGGCUGAGAGAUGGGGUUUUUUUUAUGUCCAUCCCACAUUUCCUAAUGCCUCCAAGUUGUCUUGCACGGGUAUUAGUCUGCUCAUCUAUAGCUUAUGCCCACUUUCCCAAUCUCUUCCUACUGACAACAGGACAAACGUUAAACAACCUGUGAACACACCUGCAUAACUAGCCAGCUCAUAAACCAGACACGUUUUUUAGUCUACAUGAAAAUAACUGCGUAUGAUUUAAAAUAGGACUUAAGAAGCUUAUUUUCUACAAGACAUCUUUGCAAAUGCCACCUGAUGGGAUACUACCUUGACACCAACAUAGCAGCUCCAAAAAGGGUGCUAAAAGGAGGAGGCUGAAGUACCAAGUAGCUGAGCUACAGGUCCAAAUCUUCAUCCCUCCAGCAUUUAUGACUACCUUUGUUCCAAAUCAGGUAAAGGCUUCCAGAGCCUCUAAUUGUCUACAUCAAGUCCUGAAGAAGAAAUCUUAACUGUUAGAGGACUUUGUAUGUAUUUCAGGAGACUUGAAUAUAUGGGAUUUUUAGAUGGGUGUUAAUAAGAAAAUGCAGAGAGAAGAUUCUGGAAGCACCUAUGCUUUAUAAUUAUUUGAAAAAAAUUCUGAGUAUUGUACAGGUGCAUGUUAGCUGAAACUAGUUCCUGUUUUCUGUUGCCUGGUGAGGUCUAAUCUUUCCUGUGUACUAUGCCCUUUAACAACACCUUUUGGUGCACCAGUCUCAUUCUUUGCAUCUUAACGGUAUGAUGUUAUUCUUGUUCCACUGCAUUUAGCAAAACUAACAACAUUGCAUAUUAAAAGCACAUUUCUUACAUACCAGUGUCACUGAAUCUACAUUAACUCUAGCCCAAAAAGUUGUGUAGGACAGUCACCCUUAGCCAUCUUCUCCAAACAUGUACCCUGGCAACUUUCUUGUAUUGUCCUGCCUAUAGGCAUUGAGGUUCCCAUUCCUACAAGAAUAAGCAAUUUCCACAGUCAGAUAUCUGCUCUGGCUUGUCAGAGCAGAUAUACUGCCAGACUGGUGGCCUCAGCAAAUGUGCAAGGACUCCCUCGCAUGCAGGUGGCCCAUCAGCUCUGCCAUUAACUCUCUGCAAUCUUGUCCUAGCAGAGCCACCAAAAGUAAUACGGCUUACAAGAGAGACACAUUGCCAAGUGAAUUUUGUGACAGAUGUACCUUCAUCCUAUGAAAAACUGAGUGUAAUAUUUUAAAAACUAUUUAAGUAACAACAUUUCAAACUAAGUCAUUUUAUGAAAAUAUGAAAUGGGCAGAUUGAUCUCACCAUAGAUCUAUAUUGCAGAUUACAAGCAGGUUUUUACAGUCUGCAAGACAUAAACAUGUUUAGAGGAUACAGAUUUAAAGAACACUAGGUAAGAUACUGUCUAAAGGUCAGAAUUCACUUAAAGCAGGGUUGCUAUCUAACAUCUUAGAAUAUUCCAAAUGACUAGCAGUAAAUAAACUGAUUUGUAUGCUUUAGGAUCUAGCAGUCUAAUAGUAGAAAUACACAUUAAGAGAAGCAAGGCAAAUGACAUACAGAGGUACACCUGAAGUUACAAUAACUGAAAACUUAAGAUAUUAAGAUACAAUAUUGCUAUUAAAAGUGAACUGAAAUAUUCAGUAUGAGUUAAAUAAUCUUUUUUUAAGUGUAUGCAGAUACUCUGUAUUGAUAUACAGUCACAGACACUAACUUGGGAUACUCUCAGAAAUGGUUGUUUCAUUUUUUAAGGUUUGAAGUAAAGGAUGGUGAGAGGCUAUGUAUUAUAUGCUAAAGUUUGCAGGUAGCUAAGAUGAGCUUCAGUUGUAGGGGGAAAAAAACCCUGAACACAUUCAAUGCUCCUAUUUAUUCUAAAAUCCUAGGAAGUGGGUACAUGCAGGUGCUUGUUAUCAGGACAAGAUUCCAAUUCCAACAAGAUACUGAGUCCCUGCUGCAUUAGCCAUGCCUGGUAUAUGCUCCUGCCAGUAAGGAGAAAAAAAGGUGCAAAAAGAUUCUAAAGAAAAUCAGAAUGCAAAUUUACUUUAAUUCGAAGUCCUGCUUUGUAAAUAGUACCAAAAACACUAAGUCAAAUUACUUCAGCAAACUGAAACUCCUCCCGCUUAUCCCUCUCUUCAUCUUGCUCACACCUAAAAUUUAUGUAGUCUUUCAUAUUUUUAUGGUUUGUAGUACUGAAGGAUGAGCCUUGAUUAACAUCUACAGUUUUCAAGUGGUCUUCCAUACGCUGGCUGUAUCUGAAACUGCCUCCCUUUCUAAAAAUCAGUUGUGUACAGUACAUCCAGGGCAUGCUUCAGUCAGUGAGCUCAAACAUACAUUCAGAUGGUUUUGAAGAAUCCAUUUCUCCAACCAAAUUUGCAAUAGGAUUAAGAUGACAGUACCUUCGAUAUGACUAUGAGAUGCACACAGAUUAGAACCCUGAUACCUCUAACCCAGCUUCUUAUGAUGUGUACAUUGUUUUUAUAAAGUGAAACUUGUGUUAAAACAGCAUACCUAAUUGUCUUGUGAGGAGAUAGGGAUCUUGUAGCAGUCUGCUUAAAGUGCCUGGUGUUCUGCCAUGAAAAAAAAAAUUGCUAUGGGUUUUGUCAUCAGGGCUAAUGAGGCACUGUAAGAAAACUGUAAUUAAUAAAAGUAUACUUCAUCCUUUUUUUCCCUA